AUGGCUUGGGGCAGUCAACCUUCAGGAGGAGCCAGCAUGGAGAACUACCAGAAGAUCGAAAAGAUUGGUGAAGGUACCUAUGGUGUCGUCUACAAAGCCCGCGAGCUGAAUCAUCCCAAUCGGAUCGUGGCCUUGAAAAAAAUUCGCCUCGAAGCCGAAGAUGAGGGUGUUCCCAGCACUGCAAUCCGCGAGAUCUCCAUUCUCAAGGAGAUGCAGGACCCCAACAUCGUCGAAUUGUUGAACAUCGUUCAUGCGGAUGGACACAAGCUCUACCUUGUCUGCGAAUUCCUUGACCUGGAUUUGAAAAAGUACAUGGAGGCGCUUCCAGUGAGCGAGGGCGGUCGCGGCAAGGCCCUUCCUGAAGGUUCCAUGAUGAGUGCCAACUUGGGCUUGGGCGAGGCCAUGGUGAAGAAAUUCAUGGCUCAAUUAGUGGAGGGUAUUCGCUAUUGCCACAGUCAUCGCAUCCUGCAUCGUGACCUGAAGCCCCAGAAUUUGUUGAUCGACCGACAUGGUAAUCUGAAAUUGGCCGAUUUCGGUCUGGCUCGGGCUUUCGGUGUGCCUCUUCGCACCUACACUCACGAGGUCGUGACACUCUGGUAUCGAUCUCCCGAGAUUCUGUUGGGAGGACGCCAGUACUCUACUGGAGUUGACAUGUGGUCGGUAGGUGCCAUUUUCGCGGAAAUGUGCACCCGCAAGCCGCUUUUCCCUGGUGAUUCUGAAAUCGAUGAGAUAUUCAAGAUUUUCCGUAUCCUUGGCACCCCCGACGAAGUCGAAUGGCCGGGUGUCACUUCCUUCCCCGAUUACAAGCCCACAUUUCCUAAGUGGAAGCGUCCCGAUACCCCCAUCGUUCCUGGGCUGGAAGAAAACGGGGAGGCUCUGUUGGAAGCGCUCCUCGAAUACGAUCCGGCCCACCGUUUGUCUGCCAAGCAGGCUUGCAUGCAUCCCUACUUCAAGAACGGUAGCUCAUACUACUCCGGUCGCACCGUGUCCACCACGCGCAAUGGCUUCUCAUGA
Penicillium diatomitis is the source of this 1014-nucleotide messenger RNA. RefSeq names its product cyclin-dependent serine/threonine-protein kinase CDC28 (gene nimX). Gene Ontology annotation, cellular component: cytoplasm; cyclin-dependent protein kinase holoenzyme complex; nucleus. The record is from RefSeq and is a predicted model, not a curated record. Gene Ontology annotation, biological process: G1/S transition of mitotic cell cycle; regulation of G2/M transition of mitotic cell cycle; protein phosphorylation. Gene Ontology annotation, molecular function: ATP binding; cyclin binding; cyclin-dependent protein serine/threonine kinase activity. The transcript is spliced from 4 exons. Bases 1 to 1014 code for a protein of 337 amino acids. Lineage: Eukaryota; Fungi; Ascomycota; Eurotiomycetes; Eurotiales; Aspergillaceae.